Messenger RNA from Ctenocephalides felis (cat flea), 1206 nucleotides. Its product is annotated as succinate--CoA ligase [ADP/GDP-forming] subunit alpha, mitochondrial-like. NCBI's taxonomy places the organism in Eukaryota, Metazoa, Arthropoda, Insecta, Siphonaptera, Pulicidae. Gene Ontology annotation, cellular component: succinate-CoA ligase complex (ADP-forming); mitochondrion. Gene Ontology annotation, molecular function: succinate-CoA ligase (GDP-forming) activity; succinate-CoA ligase (ADP-forming) activity. The record is from RefSeq and is a predicted model, not a curated record. Gene Ontology annotation, biological process: tricarboxylic acid cycle.
CGUACAGGUUAUAACCAAUGACCAUAGAUAGUUAUGACAUUUAGUGUCAACGUCCUCCCAUAAUAAAUUUGUUUCGUAAUAAUUACGUAUUUAAAAAAAAUAUUUUAAUAAACAUGUACUCAUUAAGAAUAUUUUCAAAACCCGUUAAUGGUCUUGCAAGAUUUAGUAGUUCCUAUAACGCUACAAGACCAAAUCUAAAAUUAAAUGAGAAUACUAAAGUAAUUUGUCAAGGAUUUACUGGUAAACAAGGAACUUUUCAUUGUAAACAAGCUAUAGAAUAUGGCACUAAAAUUGUUGGUGGAGUAUCACCAAAAAAAGCUGGAACAAUUCAUCUCGAUUUACCAGUAUUCAAAACAGUAAAAGAAGAAGAUGCAACUGAGGCUACUGCUUCUGUUAUUUAUGUACCACCUCCAGGAGCCGCUGAUGCAAUUCUGGAAGCAAUUGAAGCUGAAAUGCCUCUAAUUGUUUGCAUAACAGAAGGUGUUCCACAACAUGACAUGGUUAAAGUAAAGCAUAGACUAUUAAGGCAAAACAAAAGCCGAUUGAUUGGUCCUAAUUGCCCUGGAAUUAUUGCACCUGAACUUUGCAAAAUUGGAAUUAUGCCUGGACAUGUUCACAAACGAGGAAAAAUUGGAAUUGUAUCUCGGUCUGGAACUUUGACAUAUGAGGCAGUAAAUCAAACAACCUUAGUUGGACUCGGCCAAACACUAUGUGUGGGAAUAGGUGGAGAUCCAUUUAAUGGUACUGAUUUUAUCGAUUGCUUAGAAGUCUUUUUAAAAGAUGACGAAACAAAGGGAAUCAUACUGAUAGGAGAGAUUGGUGGAGUUGCCGAAGAGAAUGCCGCAGAAUAUCUGAAAAUUCAUAACUCUGGUCAAAAGGCAAAACCUGUUGUAUCUUUCAUAGCUGGUUUGACAGCACCCCCAGGGCGAAGAAUGGGACAUGCUGGAGCUAUUAUAUCAGGAGGAAAAGGUGGUGCACAAGAUAAGAUAAAAGCUUUGCAAAGUGCGAAUGUGCUUGUCACCUCAAGUCCGGCGCAAAUGGGUACUACGCUAUUCAAGGAAAUGGAUCGAUUAAAAUUACUUUAACUCGAAAUAUUUAUCAUCUUUAUAUAUGUAAUGAAUCCUCUGUAUAAAUCAAAUUUUGUUCGUUGUUAAUUAUUUAUUUGUGAAAAGAUAUACACAUACACAAACACAUACACAUAUACAC